Molecule: messenger RNA, 285 nt
Organism: Dicrocoelium dendriticum
Lineage: Eukaryota; Metazoa; Platyhelminthes; Trematoda; Plagiorchiida; Dicrocoeliidae
Source: the annotation of a GenBank genome assembly
AUGGCUCUUCUUGGGUCUGACGCAGCGGCUAUGCGAACACUGCUGGAGUGGCUUACGCGUGUGCUUUGCACCGUCAAAGUGCAAAGUGCUGUUGCAGGGCUGGAUCGACACACCAAACAGCUAGCGGAUGUGGUGAUCCUUUUCACUAAUCUUGGUAUCUGUGCCACCUCUGGUAGCCACAUCGCUGAAGAAGUUCAUUUUUGUAUCAGCAAGGCCGAUGUGGCUUUCCAGAUACCCAACCAUCUAUGGAGACAGCGGUAUAUCAGCCUGCCAUUGAAAGGUAGU